Molecule: messenger RNA, 1266 nt
Organism: Drosophila mojavensis
Lineage: Eukaryota; Metazoa; Arthropoda; Insecta; Diptera; Drosophilidae
Product: glyoxylate reductase/hydroxypyruvate reductase
Exons: 4
Coding region: 47-1120 (357 amino acids)
Cellular component (GO): cytosol
Molecular function (GO): hydroxypyruvate reductase [NAD(P)H] activity; hydroxypyruvate reductase (NADH) activity; NAD binding
Source: RefSeq, a predicted model, not a curated record
ACAAGCGGAUCAGCUUAGUUGCUUUUUGGACCUCGUUCUGAGCAGUAUGUCCUCGAUAUUUAUAGUUCUACCCUUGCUGGCGCUUCUUGUUGCUCUGUUGCUAACACCAUGUGAUGCUUGCUUUCGUGGAGGCCUGGAUAGGAGCAGCUGCAGCGGGCCAUUCAAAGUAUUGAUCACGAGCCCGGAGGUGCCCGACGCGGCCAUUGACCUAUUGGAGGAGGAAUAUGACUUGGUGCGUGUGGCUGUGCCGCCCACACUUGCUGAUAUCAUGGUGAAGAUCCGCGGAGUCCAUGGCGUCCUGUGGGCCGUAAAUCAGACCCUCAAUGCCCCGGUUCUCGAUGCAGCAGGACCCCAGCUAAAGGCCAUCUCAACCAUGACCCCUGGCACCGAAUUUGUUGAUCUAAAAGAGGUGAUGCGCCGCAAAAUACCGCUGGGCCACGCGGGCAAUGUAAGGAACAAAGCUGUGGCCGAACUGGCGGUGGGACUGCUCAUCGCAGCAGGUCGUCGGUUUUUCGAGGGCCGCAAGCUGGUCGACACCGGUAAGUGGGACAGUAAUAGUGUGAACCUAUUGCUGGGCCAGGAUGUGCACGAUUCGGUGGUUGGUUUCUACGGCUUUGGCGGCAUCGGCCAGGAAAUUGCCAAGCGUCUGUCUGGCUUCCACAUCGGUCAGGUGUUCUACACCUCACUAAGUCGUGUUCAUAAGGAUAUCGAGCAAGUGUACAAUGCCAAGAAAGUGGGAUUCAAUGAGCUGCUGGGUAAGAGCGAUUUCGUGGUCAUCACCGAACCACUCAAAGCUGGCGAAAAGAACGUCUUUAAUGCCGACGCCUUCAACAAGAUGAAGAAUACGGGUGUACUAAUCAACGUGGCAAACGGCAAGCUUGUUAAUCAGAUUGAUUUGUACAAAGCGCUCAGUACGAAUCGCAUCUUUGCCGCUGGCCUCGAUGUUUUCGAUCCUGAACCACUGCCAAUCGCUAGUGAUCUGCUAAAACUCAACAAUACCAUUCUUCUGCCCCACAUUGGAUCUGCCUCCUAUCGCACGAGUAAGGACAUGGCCACUAUAGCCGCUCGUAAUAUUAUGAGCGGAUUGGCGGGUGAGCCCAUGCCCUCGCCGGCUUACUAGGAAACCUACGGGAAUACUAUGGGAGAAUUUUGGAAAGCUUAUGGUAAACCUAGAAAGCCUGCAAAAAGUAGUGCUUGGCAAAUUAAUUGCAAGAAAUUGUGUGAAUAAAUAUGAAUAAAAGUAAUAAAAAAAAAAUAAUAAUAAGA